CAAAACCCUACGCAAAAGCCCUAAACUCUCUCUUCUCCAAAAAUUGAACAAAAAAAUAAAACAAAUCCAAAGAUCCUACACGUCCAAUGUCCGCCGCAAGGUCCGUGUUCCGCUCCGCCGCAAGCCGAGCAUCGUCCACCGCAUUUAGAUUCUCCGCCGGACCCAAGCCUAUGCCGUCAUCGGCACGGACCGCGUUUCGGAUGCCUAAACAGAGUCCUCUAACAAAUCGCAUUUUCAGAUCUCCGGUAGAACUAAGCUGUUGCGUGGAGACGAUGCUCCCUUACCACACUGCCACUGCUUCCGCUUUGCUCAAUUCAAUGCUCUCAGUUUCACGCCGUGGUUGGAUCGUUGAUGGGCUAGACGAGACUAGAUGAAGAUCCAUCAACAAAAGUGAUAUUGCAAUGAUGAUGUAUGAUGAAUUACUGGGGAGAGGUCAGCGAUGCAUGCAGUCUAAGACAAGGUGGUGCUGAAAUGAGACUUUUCUUUUGGGUUUCUUGAACUUGAUCUUAGGGCAGUUUGCCAUUAGAAGUGAUAAUAAUUGAGUUACGUCUCUAGGCAAUUUUCUUUUGUUUUUGUUUUAGCUCGAUAAAUGAGUCGAAAGUUUCUAAUGUAGUGUCUGUAUCGUUUGUUUUCUGGUGUUGUAGAUGGAUGACUCUUGUUCUCACCAUUGCAGUAAGCAGGAAGAUUUUCUUAAGAGUUCUAAGACCCCUUUUGUUGAUUCUUAAACCAUAUCUGCAAAUGUUUUAACUAUUUUACUUUAUAAAUAUAAAAGUGAAUCAGUUUUCAUGGGUUCUUACAUCGAAUCGCCUUCUAUUGUAGCUCGUAUGCAUUUGGAAUUGGAACUAUUUUCUGAUUCUUUUAAAAUUGAAGGGAGAUUAUGUUCCAAAAUUGAAUACAGCAAGCAGCUAGAUUUUGACUUUCAUACUAUUAUGUAUUUAAAUCGGAAACCAGAAUUAUGGUUUGAAGAACAAGAAGAAGAAGAAGAA
Molecule: messenger RNA, 986 nt
Organism: Arabidopsis thaliana (thale cress)
Lineage: Eukaryota; Viridiplantae; Streptophyta; Magnoliopsida; Brassicales; Brassicaceae
Exons: 4
Coding region: 87-374 (95 amino acids)
Source: RefSeq, marked reviewed